This is a messenger RNA of Apus apus (common swift), 384 nucleotides long. RefSeq names its product ly6/PLAUR domain-containing protein 2-like. Bases 1 to 384 code for a protein of 127 amino acids. The record is from RefSeq and is a predicted model, not a curated record. Gene Ontology annotation, molecular function: acetylcholine receptor inhibitor activity. NCBI's taxonomy places the organism in Eukaryota, Metazoa, Chordata, Aves, Apodiformes, Apodidae. The transcript is spliced from 3 exons.
AUGAAGACACUUCUUGUUGGACUCCUGCUUGGUCUGGUGUACAUGGACUUGGCCCAGUCCUUACGAUGCUACACGUGCAAGGAACCAACAGACAUUGCUGAGUGCACAAAAGUCACCCUGUGCCCCCCAAAAGCCACCGUGUGCACAACAACUCUGCACUCUGUAGACACAGGUUACCCCUUUUUUGGCAACAUCACUGUGACCAGAAGCUGUGAGGAGGAAUGCAUCUCCUAUAAUGGGAUAGGGGCAUCUAAACCCAAGUCAUGCUGCUACACUGACCUCUGCACUGAGGACGCCAGGAGCAGAAAUGGGGUGGGAAGAAGCUCUGCAGCUCUGGGUCUGAUGACCAUGGUUGUUGGCACAUUCCUCCAUUGCACUCUGUAG